CGGGAGGGUUGCAGUGCUGGGAUUACUGCGACUGCGACCGGUGGGACGUCACCUGCUCAGAGCACCGUGGGGCCAGCGGACCUCAGAGCCAGGCUCUCCGCGAUGGGCUCCCUAGUGGCGGCGGUCUGGAGGGUGCUCCAUCCCAGCUCUCUCCUGCUGGGUGCGGUCGUCUUCCUGCUCCUUGCCAACUUCUUCAAAAACCGGCUCCCAAAGAACUACCCACCCGGGCCCGCGCGGCUGCCCCUCCUUGGGAACUUCUUCCAACUGGACUAUAAGCAGCCGCACCUGUCCGUUCAGAAGUAUGUGAAGAAAUAUGGGAACCUUUUUAGCAUGGAGAUUGGUGCCUGGUCUUCAGUUAUAGUAACUGGAUUGCCCUUAAUCAAAGAAGCCCUUGUCCACCAGGGUCACAACAUUUUGGACCGUCCCAUGUCCCCUGUUCGAAAACGGAUCUUUAAGACAAAUGGCUUAAUCAUGUCCAAUGGCCAGGAAUGGAAGGAGCAGAGAAGGUUCACCCUGACAACACUGAGGAACUUUGGUUUAGGAAGAAAGAGCUUAGAGGAACGCAUGCAGGAAGAGGCCUACCACCUCAACCAGGCGAUAGAAGAGGAGAACGGACAGCCUUUUAACCCUCACUUCAAGAUCAACAAUGCAGUUUCCAACAUCAUUUGCUCCAUCACCUUUGGGGAGCGCUUUGAGUACCAGGAUAGUCAGUUCCAAGAAAUGCUGAGGUUGCUGGAUGAUAUCAUAGGUAUGGAGGUGUCAGUGUGGACCCAGCAUAAGGGUGAUGAUGCUUCCAGUUUCAAUGAGGAAAACCUCAUCUUCAGUACCCUGGACCUCUUCUUUGCUGGAACCGAGACAACUUCGACGACGCUGCGCUGGGGUCUGCUUUACAUGGCCCUCAACCCAGAAAUCCAAGAAAAAGUGCAAGCUGAGAUCGACAGAGUGAUUGGCCAGUCGCAGCAGCCGAGCACGGAUGCUCGGGAGCUCAUGCCCUACACCAAUGCCGUCAUCCACGAGGUGCAGAGAAUGGGAAAUAUCAUCCCCCUGAAUGUGCCCAGGGAAGUAAACAAUGCCACCACCCUGGCUGGAUACCACCUGCCCAAGGGGACCAUGGUCAUAACCAAUCUGACCGCACUGCACAGGGACCCUGAAGAGUGGGCCACCCCCAACACAUUCAAUCCGGAGCAUUUUCUGGAGAAUGGACAGUUGAAGAAAAGGGACGCCUUUAUGCCUUUCUCAAUAGGAAAGCGGGUAUGCCUCGGAGAACAGUUGGCCAAGGCUGAGCUGUUCAUUUUCUUCACCUCCCUUUUGCAAAAAUUUACCUUUAAGCCCCCAGACAACGAGAAGCUGAGCUUGGAGUUCAGAAUGGGUGUCACCAUCUCCCCAGUAGACCACCGUCUCCGUGCAGUUCCUCGGGCAUGAGGACAUUGGGGGAAGAGGGGUAAGGGAAAGCAGGAAGAAUGGGCAUGUCCUCCAAAGGCACGGGGCCUGUGCAGAAGGGAGGACCAGAGUGGAAACUGGAUUCAAAUUCAGUUUUAUCUCCUGCAAUGUAGCCUUGAGCAAAUCAUGUAUUUCUAGAAAACACUCCCAAAGAUAUUCUUAGAAUAAAACCAAUCACAUCAGACCUUGAACUUCCUAAAUA
Myotis davidii is the source of this 1642-nucleotide messenger RNA. Its product is annotated as cytochrome P450 2J2. Gene Ontology annotation, molecular function: iron ion binding; oxidoreductase activity, acting on paired donors, with incorporation or reduction of molecular oxygen, reduced flavin or flavoprotein as one donor, and incorporation of one atom of oxygen; heme binding. NCBI's taxonomy places the organism in Eukaryota, Metazoa, Chordata, Mammalia, Chiroptera, Vespertilionidae. The transcript has 8 exons. The coding region runs from base 103 to 1422 and encodes 439 amino acids. Gene Ontology annotation, biological process: xenobiotic metabolic process. The record is from RefSeq and is a predicted model, not a curated record. Gene Ontology annotation, cellular component: cytoplasm; intracellular membrane-bounded organelle.